UGCCGUCCAGUUAAUCUCAGUUUGAUCUGAAAUUAGCCAUGGAACAUGUGGAUUGGUUUAUUCAAGGUGUCCUGGCUCUUUAAUCCAGCAAGAAGCGCAAUAACAAGCCUUGACAGUGGAAAUAUAGAUGAUACCUUAAACAAUGCAGAUGUUGCUUUAGUGAAUUUUUAUGCUGACUGGUGUCGCUUUAGUCAAAUGCUGCACCCCAUCUUUGAGGAAGCUUCCAAUGUCAUUAAGGAAGAAUUCCCAGAUAAGAAUCAGGUGGUGUUUGCCAGAGUAGAUUGUGAUCAGCACUCGGAGAUAGCCCAAAGGUACCGGAUAAGCAAGUAUCCAACUUUAAAAUUGUUCCGGAAUGGAAUGAUGAUGAAGAGAGAAUAUCGGGGUCAAAGAUCAGUGACAGCAAUAGCAGAUUAUAUACGGCAACAGAAGAGCAAUCCCAUUCGAGAAGUAUUCAGUUUGGAAGAAAUUAACUCUCACGAUCGCAGUAAAAGAAGCAUUGUCGGAUACUUCGAACAAAAAGAGUCAGACAACUACAGGACCUUUGAAAGAGUAGCAAAUAUUUUGCAUGACGAUUGUGUCUUCCUUGCUGCAUUUGGGUCUGUUUCCAAACCGGAAAGAUUUAGUGGGGACAAUGUAAUCUACAAACCGCCAGGGGAAAAUGCUCCAGAUAUGGUCUACUUGGGUUCUCUGACGAAUUUUGACUUGGUUUAUGCAUGGACUCAAGAUAAAUGUGUCCCUCUUGUUCGUGAAAUUACGUUUGAGAAUGGAGAGUUCUCAAAUCCUGGGAACAAUGGUACCAUGCCAUGCGUAAAGGUUUCACACAACUAUGUAAGACUGCAUCAAGGAUACAAGAUCCAUGACUUAGAAUCAGGGCAUUUAGGCAAGAAAGCAGGUUCGAUAAACUUUUUACACGCUGACUGUGAUAAGUUCAGGCAUCCACUUCUCCACAUUCAGAAGACUCCAGCAGAUUGUCCUGUUAUUGCUAUCGACAGUUUUAGACAUAUGUAUGUCUUCUCAGACUUCAGUGACUUGGCUGUUCCAAGUAAACUCAAGCAAUUCGUACUAGAUUUGCACUCUGGGAAGCUGCACAGGGAGUUUCAUCAUGGCCCAGAUCCGACCGAUUCACUGCCUGGUCAGCCCCUUCAGGAUAUAGCGAGCAGCCCACCAGAGAGUUCAUUCCAGAAGCUAGCACCCAGCGAACAUAGGUAUACCUUAUUGCGGGAGAAAGACGAACUCUGAAACUUGGAAACCAUCUCACAAGCCUUUCAGACAGCAGCAAUGACUCCUGUGGGGUGGAAAUACGAAAACCUCUAUUUUCAUAAAUUCUGUGUAUUUUUUUAUUUUGAAAAUUUUUUUUGUUUUGUUUUUCUCCCUGGGGUUUGUAAAUAUAUGUGGGCCAUCCGGGGGACAGCAUCUAUUCCAAAGCUCUGCUGCUGCUGCAAAUUGCUCUGUAAAACUUUUCUAAUCCAAAAUGAAGGUGUCAAGAGUGCCAGUGAGAUGCUGUCCUCUUUGCACUGUUCUCCCCGACAAACUGGACUCCUGGGUUUCCGUUGGUGUAAUUUGGUAGCAUGGCCCACCUUAACUUCCCCCUCUGCGUGAACAUCAUUUGGUUGUCCAUUUGUUACUGAAGGGAUAUUCUGGAUACUUGGGAGGGGGAAUAAA
This is a messenger RNA of Gekko japonicus, 1662 nucleotides long. RefSeq names its product endoplasmic reticulum protein 44 (gene ERP44). The coding region runs from base 46 to 1239 and encodes 397 amino acids. The record is from RefSeq and is a predicted model, not a curated record. Lineage: Eukaryota; Metazoa; Chordata; Lepidosauria; Squamata; Gekkonidae. The transcript is spliced from 12 exons.